Cantharellus anzutake is the source of this 2290-nucleotide messenger RNA. RefSeq lists its product as uncharacterized. Gene Ontology annotation, cellular component: cytosol. The record is from RefSeq and is a predicted model, not a curated record. NCBI's taxonomy places the organism in Eukaryota, Fungi, Basidiomycota, Agaricomycetes, Cantharellales, Hydnaceae. Gene Ontology annotation, molecular function: GTP binding; GTPase activity. The coding region runs from base 1 to 2103 and encodes 700 amino acids. Gene Ontology annotation, biological process: ribosomal subunit export from nucleus. The transcript is spliced from 7 exons.
AUGCAGCCCCCCAAAUCAAAGAAUUCUGGGCUGGGUCGUGCCAUUCUAAACAAAAGAGCAAAAGAAGUAAAAGAGAAGCGUUUGAACAAUUCUGAAGACGACGUUAAUCACCGCAACAACCUGCAAUCAAUUACUCAAGAACGAGAUUUGGAUGAAUUCCUGAAUACUGCCCAACUUGCUGCCACCGAUUUCACUGCUGAAAAGCGAAGCAUAAAAAUUAUUACAGCACCUGGCCUCAAGCAGUCCUCCGCAGCUAACCCCUUCCUCCUUUCCCUGGAUGAAGAAAAGGUCGUGCUACAAAAGCAUGCGCAGUUUCAGCAAAACCUUCGGGUCCCUAGACGACCCCCUUGGUCGAGAAACAUGACACCCAAAGAGAUUGAUCGCCAAGAAAAGGAUGCUUUUCUUGAUUGGAGAAGAAAUCUGGCAGAGCUUCAAGAAGCACACGACCUCCUUCUCACACCAUUUGAGCGCAAUAUCGAAGUUUGGAGGCAACUCUGGCGUGUGCUGGAGCGAUCUCAUCUCAUCGUCCAGAUUGUCGACGCGCGCAAUCCCUUGCGAUUCCGUUGUGAAGACUUGGAGAAAUACGUUGAUGAUGUGGAGGGACCAGAGGGUGAGAUGGGUACGGGUAAGGGUUUGAGGCGUACACUGCUGCUGUUGAACAAGGCAGAUUUGCUCACUGCAGACCAAAGAUUGAAGUGGGCUGAAUACUUUGAAGAGAACAAAAUUCGAUACGCCUUCUUCUCGGCUGCAAAUGCAAAUGCCUCACAAGAAGCUCGACGCGCCGCUCAACUGCAAUCUGCAACAAUACCAUCCAGAAAUGAUAAUACCCGCGCGGAGGGAUAUGAACACAAGGGCAACAGUAAACAAGGAAAUGGGAAUAUGAUAUUUCAGGAGAAAAGCGACAACGGGGAGGCGAAGUCUCAGCCAACUGUUGAUGAUGUAGAUUCUGAUGCGUCACACACGUCGGAUGUAGUGGGAGCCGCCAGUGAUGACGAGUCAGAGGGAUAUUUAGGAGACAUCCCUGCGUGGGCCCGAGCAAAGGCAGAAUCGGAGCUUGAAAAUCAAGACCCCCGUGCUCGAGUGCUUUCGGUGUUGGAAUUGGAAGAGUUAUUCAUUACAUCUGCCCCGGACUUGCGAAGUUUUGCUCAGAACAGUGAAUCACCUCACAAACUUGUGGUUGGCUUGGUAGGGUAUCCUAACGUCGGGAAAUCGAGCACCAUCAAUGCUCUCAUAGGCGAGAAAAAAGUGUCUGUCUCUUCCACUCCUGGGAAGACCAAACAUUUCCAGACUAUCCAUCUCUCUCCUUCCAUUAUGCUCUGCGAUUGUCCCGGUCUAGUCUUCCCUCAGUUUGCCACCACCAAGGCAGAACUGGUCUGUGACGGUGUACUGCCGAUCGAUCAGCUAAGGGAGUACACUGCACCAGUAGAGCUCGUGGUCAGGAGGAUAUGGCCCGAGGUUUUGGAAGGCAUUUAUGGUUUGCAGAUACGGCGGAAGGGCGAGGACGAGGGAGGAGACGGAAAGAUGAUACAUGCAGAUGAUUUGUUGAAGGCUUAUGCAAUUGCGAGAGGAUUUUCCAGGUCAGGUCAAGGAAAUCCUGACGAGGCUCGUGCGGCGCGCUACGUACUCAAGAAUUACGUUGAAGGCCGACUUCUGUUCUGUCAUCCACCACCCAGAGCGUCGGGAGAAGAAUUUAACACUGCACAGCAACAAUUUGCUCUUGAUGCCCUUGUGGCAGCAAGUAGGAAGCGUGCGCCUAUCACCCGAGUUGGGAAGAAUGCAGAUACCUACGUCGACGUAUCGGGGUCAGGGCUGCACAAGGCAACACAUGCAAUCGGUCAGAGCCAGAAGUCGCAACAGAUUGAUGCAGAUUUCUUCAGUGUAGGAACGGGCUUGUCUGAUCGACCACGUGCUACUGGAUCGGGUAGACCUGGCACUUUGGGCCCUGGCUACACGCGGACGAUGCUAUAUCCUCAUCAGAAGCUCAUUGGAAAUGAUGGACGACCUAUCGAAGGACCCCUUGUUGUACAAGUCUCAUCGGGCAAAAAGCAGUUUAAGAAAGGGAAGAAGCACGUAAAACACAGGAGCGGGAGGGGAUACGAUUAACAGAUGGAAAGGUGACUGUAAGCGUGAGGGCGUAAACCUCCAGCAAUCAUCCCAUGUCAGUGGGAUGAGGUAGUGGUGUUGGACUGUCAUCCCAUGUUACAACCUUGCUGUCGGUGUCUUCCGUUCCAUGGUCUCGGCGACGAUGGGCACCCAGGCGAAUGCGACUUGGGAAGAGACGAUGGCAGUC